This is a messenger RNA of Synchytrium microbalum, 1761 nucleotides long. RefSeq lists its product as uncharacterized. Gene Ontology annotation, molecular function: oxidoreductase activity, acting on paired donors, with oxidation of a pair of donors resulting in the reduction of molecular oxygen to two molecules of water. The record is from RefSeq and is a predicted model, not a curated record. Bases 1 to 1761 code for a protein of 586 amino acids. NCBI's taxonomy places the organism in Eukaryota, Fungi, Chytridiomycota, Chytridiomycetes, Synchytriales, Synchytriaceae. Gene Ontology annotation, biological process: lipid metabolic process. The transcript is spliced from 7 exons.
AUGGGCGCGACAAAGGAAUCUUCUAACGGAAACAUAUUGCGAGAACGCAUCGGGGCUACCAAUGGUCAUGCCAAUGGUAAUGGCCAUGCUCACUUGAACGGCAUCAACAACAAAUCCGACUCGCCCACCAAAAAUGCAUAUCCAAAACCUCGUCUCGCGGGCUGGACACCGCCUAAUUUUACAAUCAAAGAAGUCCGUGAUGCCAUACCUGCUCACUGCUUUGAACGUAGUGUCAUCACAUCAAUGUACUAUGUCUUCCGCGACUUGAUCAUGGUCGCAGCUAUGGGCUAUGCUGCUACACACAUCGACUCCCUCCCCGUAGCUGCUAGAUAUAUCUGCUGGCCAAUCUACUGGUUCUUCCAAGGGGCUGUCUUGACUGGUCUAUGGGUACUUGCUCAUGAGUGUGGUCAUCAGGCAUUCUCUGACUAUCGCUGGUUUAAUAACGUCGUUGGUCUUAUCAUCCACUCGGCUCUAAUGGUUCCCUACCACUCAUGGAAGAUUACUCACGCUGGCCAUCACAAGUCAAAUGCCCACAUGGACAAGGAUGCCGUAUAUAUACCUAAACUUAGAUCAGACUAUGGCUUCCCACUACCAGAAACAUCUGAAAAUGAGGAUGAGGAUGAUUACGCAAUGGGUGAAGCUUUUGAAGCCUCUCCAAUUAAAAACUUGUUAGACAUGCUCAAGGUGCUGUUGUUCGGCUGGCCAACAUAUCUCACCACAAACGCUUGGGGUCCAAAGUCAAAGGCUGGUGCCUCUCACUUCAACCCUGCUAGUGUCUUGUUUGAAGCUCGUCAAUACAACCAGAUUGUAGAAUCGGACUUUGGUAUACUCGUCGCUUUGUGCUGCAUCUCAUAUGCUAUAUAUGUCUUUGGCUUCAUUACUGUUGGUAAAUACUACUUUGUUCCUUACAUCUGUGUCAACUGGUGGUUGAUUAUGAUUACCUACUUGCAACAUACCGAUCCCACCAUCCCUCACUACCGAGAAGGUGAAUGGAACUUCUUACGUGGAGCCUUGUCUACCUUGGACCGUAAUUUUGGUUUCUUGGACCACUUCUUCCACCACAUUGCCGACACCCACAUUGCCCACCACUUGUUUUCAACCAUGCCUCACUACCAUGCUGAAGAAGCUACCGAAGCACUCAAGAAAGUACUUGGCCCAUACUACCGUAAAGAUAACACUAAUCCCUUCGUUGCCAUGUACCACUCUUGGGAUAAUUGCCGAUUUGUAGAAGAUACUGUUUAUAUCGAUGCUCCACAUAGAGCAGAUAUAGAUGCAGAUGAAGCUAAUUUCAUCGGCUUGAAGGACUUUAACGGUGCUGCAGCUCGGGCUUGGUAUACGUUUGAGAAACUGGACAAUGAUCAUGAAAGUUAUGUAGGGUUCGACAAGUCGCUUGGCUUGAUUAAACAGACGUGGGAUACCAAAGGACCUUUCGUUGGAAUUUUGGGGUUUAGUCAAGGAUCGACUAUGGCUGCUGUAGCUUCAAAUGCUGGGUUGAGUGGAUGUAAAUUCGUUAUCUGCUUCUCUGGGUACCGGCCUCGAGAUCCUGCUGUUGUGAAGUAUGUGGAUGAUGUGAACGGUAUGCCUUCCAUGCAUGUUAUUGGAAGAGCUGAUUCUGUGGUGUCGAAUGAGCGGACGCUCGAAUUGGCGAAGUGUUUCGAGAAUGCCAAAGUGUUGUAUCAUGAUUCGGGGCAUUUGGUUCCAACUGGACCAGAAAGAACAGAGAUCCGAGAAUGGAUUGAGCAAACGCUGUCCAGUGCAUAA